Molecule: messenger RNA, 990 nt
Organism: Pichia membranifaciens NRRL Y-2026
Lineage: Eukaryota; Fungi; Ascomycota; Pichiomycetes; Pichiales; Pichiaceae
Exons: 1
Coding region: 1-990 (329 amino acids)
Cellular component (GO): nucleus; cytoplasm
Source: RefSeq, a predicted model, not a curated record
AUGUCCAAGAUGCUCCAGAUUUGCACCCACUCAGGCUCCUUCCACGCGGACGAGGCGCUCGCGGUUUACAUGCUCCGCCUGCUCCCCCAGUACAGAUACGCCAAGCUCGUUCGGUCGAGAAACCCAGCCGACUGGGACGCGUCCGAUAUCGUCGUGGACGUCAGCGGCAAGUACGACGGCGCCAAGUACUUCGACCACCACCAGAGAGAGUUUGCGUCGACGUUCAACGACAAGUACAGCACGAAGCUCUCCUCGGCCGGGUUGGUGUACAAGCACUUUGGCCGCGAGGUGAUUGCGACGGUGAUCUCGCUCGACGAGGCGGUUGCCGCCGACGCAGCGAAGAUCGACUACCUCUACGACAAGAUCUACGCAGACUUCAUCGAGGCCGUCGACGCCAACGACAACGGCAUCGACAUGUACGCCGAGAAGGACACGCUGACCCCGCGGUUCAAGGACCGCAACUUCUCCCUCGCCGGCAUGGUCUCCAACCUCAACCCGAGCUGGGAGUCCGACGCCACCGACCACGACUUCGACAGACAGUUCCAGCAGGCGUCCAAGCUCAUCGGCGACGCCUUCCUCAACUACCUCUCCUACAUGGGCCACUCCUUCCUCAAGGCCAAGCAGUACGUCGUCGACGCCUUUGCCGCCAGACACGCCCUCGACAAGAGCGGCCGCAUCCUCCUGCUCGACCGCUUUGUUCCCUGGAAGGAGCACCUCUUCCAGGUCGAGGCCGACAACGGCGCUGCCGGCGAGAUCCUCUUUGUGCUUUUCCCCGACAGCAGCAACUGCUGGCGCAUAGCCGCCGUCCCGCUCAACUCCGCCAGCUUCGACUCCCGCAAGAAGCUUCCCGAGCCCUGGAGAGGUCUCCGCGACGACGCCCUCAGCACCAUCACCGGCGUCCCCGGCUGCACCUUCAUCCACGCCGCCGGCUUCAUCGGCGGUGCCCAAACAAAGGACGCCGUACUCAAACUUGCCCAAAUGGCUCUUUGA